ACUUUUUGUGGACGUCGUCUUUUCCUCCGACGCCUUCUUCCAUUCAUCUGCCGUCAUGAUCUCCAAAUGUUCUGUGAUGGGUCUUCUUCUGUUAUUGUUCGUACACAUCACCACAGCACAAUUCGAAACACACUUUGACGAUGCACAAGUAUACUGGCCUUCUCAAUACAAACGAAGUGGACCAUCAUCAGCUUCUGAAGGUGAAGCUUACGCAUUCCCGGGCCUUCGUGGUUUACGCGGAAAGAGGGAUCCAACUUAUCACAAACGAGUGCCAAUGAUGUCUUUGAAAGGACUUCGGGGUAAACGUGCACGUAUCUUUGAUGGACAAGAGGAACAAUAAAAAUAAAUAGAACAAUAUCAACCAGCAAAGGAGGAAUUUCUGUAUUUUGUGCUUGUGAUUAACUUACCAUCACGUUGAAAUGUGUGCUCUGAUUCCAACCGGCUCUUAAAUUUUUUUUAUUGUCUCCCGUACUCUUUUCGUUUUUUUUCUAGUUUGAAUGAUUGCAUUCUUGUAUCAUUCUCAUCAUGACCCAAUCAUUCACAAAAAUUCUUUAUUUCAUAACUCUGAAAAUGAAGUCAUCUGAGUUGUUG
Messenger RNA from Caenorhabditis elegans, 591 nucleotides. RefSeq names its product Neuropeptide-Like Protein (gene nlp-58). The record is from RefSeq and is marked reviewed. The coding region runs from base 56 to 340 and encodes 94 amino acids. NCBI's taxonomy places the organism in Eukaryota, Metazoa, Nematoda, Chromadorea, Rhabditida, Rhabditidae. The transcript has 3 exons.